UAAAGCUAAUAAACCUCGUAUGAGCGGAAUUGUCAAAUUGUCAAAACAGGCUGCAAACAAACAAACGAGUGCCGCUACAAACAAGGGUUUGGGAGUAAAAUUUAUCAUUUAGAUCGAAAUUACCGACUUUUGUAGGAGAAACAUUGCCAAGCAGAUCAUCAUAACCUCAAGAUUGAAAGGACGCGCACAUUUCGCCUGAAACAUGUCUGGAAUACUUUUCGAAGACAUCUUCAACGUUAAAGACAUGGAUCCGGAAGGGAAAAAAUUUGACCGAGUCAGUCGUCUGCACUGUGAAUCAGAAUCAUUCAAAAUGGAUCUUAUACUGGACAUCAACUCUUGGAUUUAUCCAUUUGAAUUGGGGGACAAAUUUCGCUUGGUGCUAGCGACCACACUGCACGAAGAUGGCACGGCAGCAAGCAUGGAGUACAAUGCAGCGGAAAUAGAGGGAUCUCGUGCGGACAGUUUCGAAUACGUAAUGUUCGGGAAGGUGUACAGGAUCGAGGGAGAUGAUUCACAGACCGAAUCCUCCAAUAGGUUGUCUGCCUACGUUUCGUUCGGUGGUCUAUUAAUGCGAUUACAAGGAGAUGCAAACAAUCUGCAUGGUUUCGAGAUUGACCAGUACAUGUUUCUGUUGAUGAAGAAGCUGGCGUUUUAGGUUGCAUUCGUACCUAUGGUUCCAUUUGAUUGUGUCGAAUAAAUUGUAUAUUCUUCUACCCGGGACGUGUAAUGCGGACUAUUAUUGUGGUAAAAUUUUCGAUAGCCGAAUCCAUAAAUAUAUGUUAGGUGCCACGCUUGUCAUCAUCAGCAGAACGACAAGAAACGAAGAAAGCAUGCUGAAAUCAAUUGGGAGCGGAUAUAUGAAACUAUACAGGAAUAUGAACAGACCACUUACCACAACCAAGAAACACUUCGAAUUUCGGAACUUUGAGAAGAAUCCAUCUGUGGCUAAGCAAAAGCUUUUACGAUUGCAGAGCAUGCUCUGAAUGAGUGUUGUGUUUCUACCAAACAAACACUUCACAUAAUCAACUAAGAAGGCGAUCAGCGAUUUCAAUAUGUGAAGAAAGAUUUAUCUUUUAUUUUCAUUUUGCACAUAAAACGCAUUAAAAUCACGAACAUGAGCAUCCAGAAAGAUACUACGAAAGUUAAUCAACCGAAAUAACCACAACACCAUCUCCACGCCGAUUGUCGCGUCGCAAAUGAUCAUCACGAAAACGAACAUUUUUCUGAAAGUUGAUACCAAGAGAACAUACUAGGCAAGAGGUAACACUAAUCCUGGUGCGCAUCCGUUUGCAUACCUUUCGGCUAAUUAAAUGAAAACGUAGUACGCUAUAAAAAUUAAUAUUUGACAAUAGGUGGCGCUAAAAGCAGUACAGUAUGUUUCUGUCAAAUCUCACACAUUUCCGGCAAACCGAAUACAUUUCCGCAUUGGGUCGGAACAAGUGCCGCCCUUUAAACGUACCGUUGUAGCAAUGCGGCCAGACCGUUCUUUAUGAAUAAAACAAAAGUACCGUUGAGUUAUUUUCGUGAGCGCAGCUUUUAUUUUCUCACAAAAGACGUAUUUAUUUUAUGUAUUUGAAAUAGGUAUCAUCGUUAAAAGACGUUAUAAAAAGCGAAUGAAUAAAUUAGCACACCGCGGAGAUUAAUUCCAGAUCCAUAUACUUAAUGUGAUGCUACCCUCGAGGUAGACAUGUGUCAGGCUUUUUUCCAGAUCAGGUCAGAUUCGUCUGUUUGUAAAAAUUGGAGCAAGUAGUCCGAUUCCCCUUCGCUGGCACGUAUUUGGUUAUUGGUGGUGUUGUAUUCCAGGUAGCGGUAUCCAUCAUGCCGUUUGUUUUACAGCUUAUCUGAGUAUAACUCAAUCGUCGCUUAACUUUUUCAAACCAUCCUUAAUGGAAUGCUUAAUUUUUGAUCCCGUCUCCUUGAUUGUAUCGGAAGCAUCCUCGUCGACUUGAAUCACUCCAUAAUAAAUAGCAACGGCAAUGGCGAUGGCGAAAAGAAUACAGC
This is a messenger RNA of Anopheles funestus (African malaria mosquito), 2001 nucleotides long. RefSeq names its product DNA-directed RNA polymerases I, II, and III subunit RPABC3 (gene Rpb8). Gene Ontology annotation, biological process: DNA-templated transcription. Gene Ontology annotation, cellular component: RNA polymerase II, core complex; RNA polymerase III complex; RNA polymerase I complex. NCBI's taxonomy places the organism in Eukaryota, Metazoa, Arthropoda, Insecta, Diptera, Culicidae. Gene Ontology annotation, molecular function: DNA-directed RNA polymerase activity. The transcript has 3 exons. Bases 203 to 655 code for a protein of 150 amino acids. The record is from RefSeq and is a predicted model, not a curated record.